This is a messenger RNA of Cuscuta europaea, 1006 nucleotides long. The record is from the annotation of a GenBank genome assembly. Lineage: Eukaryota; Viridiplantae; Streptophyta; Magnoliopsida; Solanales; Convolvulaceae.
CUUCCCUAGGGUAUAUAUACACACCCAUAUAUAAAGAAGGGCAUUCAGGCAAACACUACAACAAACCCAAAGUUAUUUACCCAAAGAUUUGUUAGACUAGAAGGAAAGAUCUAUCAUAAGAGCAGCAAGACUUGUGUGAAGAAGAACAAAAUACAAAAAUGCCCAUUUUCAGAUUUCUCUCAUUCCUGACAUGCUUCAUUGGGUGUCAAGAUCAAGCUGGGAUCUCAGGACAGGCAACCAGAAUCUGGAAUCUCAGCGACAGACCCAUCGAGCUGCAAGUAAGGGUCGGGUCAAUCUUGAAGAAAGCCCACACCUUGAAGCCCGGCUCGUCCAAGAGGCUCAAGUUCAGGAACAUCUACAGAAGCUUCAUGCCUGGGAAAGGGAAAGAAAGUAACAAUGGUAAUAAUGAUAUUAAUGGAAUGAAGACUCUGCUUUAUUACUAUGAUGAGACUUGCCACCCUUACAUUUGGGUACAAGAUAGCUCUGUGGGCUAUCAUUUUUCAAGGGUGGUGAAGCAACAGUAUAUAAGUCUUGAGGAUCUUAGGGUUUGCUCAGAGAUCAGAAUCUUUAGGGAUUAUGAAAGAGGCUGCAUUGCUGUUCGCAAGAAGCUUAGGAGUGACUACUUAUGCUGAACUACUGUCCAAGAAUGAAGUUGAUUUCUUGAUUUCUUGAUUUCUGGAUUUCUUCUUCCAAGAUGUUACCUAGGUUUUAAUUUUGAGAUUGAGUUUUUUGAAAACAAUCACAAUUUACAUGUUUGGUGAUUAAUUCUGUGUGUGUGUGAUAUUGGGAAAGUAGUGGGUAUCAAGAAAAGUUCUAAUCUUUAGCUAGUUAUUCUUUUUUAAUUUUAUUUUAUUUCUAAGGGUGUCAACUUUUUCUUUUCUUGCAAUAUUUGCAUUUGAAUGGCGAUGUACUAUCAUGAGAUUCAUGACUAAAGAGAUUGAAGUGUUUAGUGUAAUGUUUCGUUCAAACUUCCAAAAGGUGAAAUUGCAGUUUCACUUUUACUUUU